AUGGAGAAGCGCGGUAAACAUAACUCGUCCCCAAUUGUCGAUGGUGAAGGGGCCCGGACGCCUCUGAUGCCUACCAGAGUGGUCGUGACCGAGGCGGAAGCACCAGUGGAGGAUUGGACAGAUGAUUUUGAACUUGGCGAGUGCGAUGAGCAAGUUGAGGUUCGAGUGGAGAGCGUCGCUGACUCUGACAGUAGAAAUCAAGAUGGCGCUGAAACCGUAUCUAAUGACCAACUACGUGAACAAGAUAUCGCCUCGCCAUUCCUGGUUGACAUAUCCCCUAUUACAGCGCCCAAGCCGGGUCGUACGUCUGUGGACCAGGAAUGGGAAGAUUCCUCCUUCUCGCUCUACAGCGUUGGCCUGUCUUCUUCUGCCUCCAUGGCUAUCUCCGUCUCGCUCUCGCAGAUUGUCCUUUCUCCCGUCCAGGUAGAAGCCAACUCUCCCACUAUCUUUGAAGCACCCGAUCAAGGAAUGACACCGUCCAGCCCGCCCAGGAGCACCACGAACGCCAUGUUUGGUUCGCGCAGGAGUCGUCAACCGCCUCCAGUCCCUUCGCUAGAUCAAAGCUUGGACCUACCGAGUUUAAUGCGCCUUGAGAUCGCCUCGAGCCUCGAACAACAACAAAGUAGCCAACUCGCCCUUCAUCCUCCUCUCGUCGGUCUUGGUUUUGACUUGCCCGAACGCGAGCGGGACCCUGGAUUGCCGAUGGACCCUCUCUGGCCUGAUUGGACUCUUCCUGCGCCUGGCAACCUCCCGCAGAGUGAAGAGCAGGCGAUCUCUGUGCUAUCUGAAGAAACUCAUAUGACAAACGAAGUUGAUGGAGAUCCCAUUGCGACUGUGACUUCGAGUCAUUCUGUCGCCGAUCCCCUCUCUCAGGGAGAGGGUGACUCGUACGCACUGGAUACCAUUGCAGAGGAACCAGAUGGUUAUAGAAUCAUCGGGCUUGGGCUUGGUAGUGCGACCGAGCGAUCCCUUCAGUCUUCAUCGUCCAUUUCUCAGCUCUGUCGAGUCACACCAACGACUAAUUCUACAUGCGAUCCAUCCGGUUUAGCUGGUGACCUGGACCGCGAUACUACGGGCCCCGGUAAUGCGGCUGCGUCUUCAGCUACUCAAGGAACCUGCAGCAUCCCUUCAAGUGUUUCGAAAAGCGUUAAGCUAUUGUAUUCGCCACAAGUAUCUUCCUUCGUAACGGACUCGUUCGUGCCUUUGCCCGGGAUCGAGCCUCUGGGUGUUCUUUCGGUUCAAGAUUCAUCGACUAAGACGUCUAAUGAGUCUAGCAUGAACCAGAAUCGUAGCACGCGAAAUGUUACCUCAAAUGUCUCAUCUUCCAAAGUCGAGCCUCCGGGUGUUCCUCUAGAGGCCAGCGGAUUUGUAGGGUCCACAUCUCUUUCAUCGAAUUCGCUGAAUCGCAUUCUCUCCGACUUUCCACUACCUCCAACACUUCAUCAUCACCUGCUUCCCCGCCCCAUCACCCCGACACAUAACGAGGCCAAGCAAACCACUUUCGCAAAUGAGAUAGCGCUUCUCUGUAGUCACAAUGCCCUCUCAGAACAAGUGCCUUCGCUGACGUGGGAUGUUGACCCUCGGAGCCCUUGUCCCAAUUCCCGCAAUGACUUUACUGUCGCCGUCGAACCGCGGGAUGGGUCUCAGAGAAUCGACUAUGUGCCUCUGCCUCCGCUCCUCGCGUGCAUACCUUUCCCAAAUCACGAAACUCCUGCGCCUUCCACCUCAGACGGUGCUCUUAGGCCAAGCAAGGAUGCCGACGGGCUUGGAAUCGGUCUGCCUUCGGAUCUUACCUCUCGCCCUCCGAGACAGCGAGACGUUUCCUCACACGGAAGCGCAGAUUGUCUUCAACCUCGAAUGUCGACCGCUGAGUCUUGUCAAAAUCUUGCUCAGCUUGCCUCGGCGCCUUCUCCAUCCGCGUCUCCUUUUGCCGAGGCCUCCUCCCCCCCCUCUCCGUCUCCCUGGAACUUCUUGAGGAUAAGGCCAUUUUCCAAACGACACUUGUACGCGAUUCCGGAAAUCCGUACCCCUUCGCCCAAUCCCUCUCGUCGUCGUUUCUCACCGACCAAUCUGCUAAGCCCGAUUAUCAACCGCAUACGCUCUCCCAGGUUAUAUACCCCUUGGUUUAAAUCGCCGCUGACAAGCACCGAAGACUUUGACACGGCCAUGCCUCGCAACGGCGGCUUAUCCCCUCUGGCAGGGAUGGGCCCUUAUUCUGCUCCUUCAUCGCCUUCAGGCCGGUCCUUAUUCCCGAAACUGAUGUCGCGCAGACCUCAUUCAACAUCCUCUUUAUCUCCCUCUCCUCAACCUCCUCCAAUGGCUACGUCGCCCGCUUUAGUCGAACAUCUUGACGCACCGAAGGGAUUGGGGAUUUUCCGGAGGGCAAGCCCCUCCAGUGCGUCGCCCAAGACGAAGGCCGCUGCUAGCCGGCUUGGACCUCGUCGAUUCCGGCAUCUAUUCUAG
Molecule: messenger RNA, 2463 nt
Organism: Cyclocybe aegerita
Lineage: Eukaryota; Fungi; Basidiomycota; Agaricomycetes; Agaricales; Hemipholiotaceae
Source: the annotation of a GenBank genome assembly